AACUCCGCCGGCUGAAGGCGACCGGAGGCCACGCACGGGAACCCACGCACGCGGAGGAAUGACACCGACUUCAGAAUAAAAGAUGAGAUUAAAGUUUCCACUCAGCGACACGACGACGAUGCGGACAACAUGCGAGAAGUGUCUUAUUUUGAAGUCUUUCUUCAGGAAGUUGUGUGGGCCUUGCGUAACGUGGUUGCUGCUGGGAGAUGUAGUUUUUUGGACAUUCAGACGUUCUGUAUAUAUUAUUAUCAAAUGAUUAUUAGUAUUCUAAUAAUUCUUCAAUACUUCUUAAUACUACUAAUGUAUUUUCAUUAGUUAAUUAAAAAAAUGCUUAAUUUAAUUUAAUCAAUUGUCUAGGUAAGAAAAAACCUGAAAUUAACAUCUUUGUGAAUCCUAUAUUGUUUUAAAUUCAAAACGUUAAAAGCCACAUAAAAUAUUUGUCUGAGUUAUUAUGCAUAGGUGUAAAACAAUAUGUAGAACUCUAAUCUAGUGCAGCUGAGAACAUUAUUUCACUGUUUUUACUUUCUUCUGCCCUCUUCUGGAUCUUUACUGAAAUGGUAGUUUUAUCUCCUGUUGAAUGAAGUUUGGCUGAAUUUACACACAAUGAUGAAGCUGAGCACCUUUUUCCACCUUGUUCAGGAAGGACAUGCACAACGCCUUUCCUGUUUCCCAUAAUGCAAUGGCUCUGCUGUCAGAUAAUUAGCUAUACUUGCCUUCAACUGCUCACACCUGAGUUCAGUUAGUCGACAGGGUAAGAGGGGGGGUCGACCAAAGAAAGCUCUCUUCAGUCACUCCCUGUUUUUAAAUCGGGUUCAGUUUUUUCGUGGAGUUGACAGAAGUGCUUGUGUUUGCUGCUUCACUAAACGGCAACUGUGGCUGAAGCCAUGGAGUUUCUCUUGAGGUGGUUUCUGUUGUCCUUGAUAGCUGUUGGAAGACAUCAAGCUCAUGGUUUCAGUGUUGGAUAUGCUGAGAAGCAUGGCGGUAAUGACGUGCCAGUUGCAGGCUAUCAACCAUAUGUAAAUGGCUUUAAAGCUGGAGACAGAUCUUCAUGGAGGACUUGGCCUCGUGGGGGUGGUUCAACCUCAAAUACAUUUGAGCCACAGAUUGCAGAUUCUGGAUAUCUGCCUAAGCGACAGAAGCCCCAAAUCUCCCAUCAACCUAGCUAUCAUCAGCAGCAUCAUCAUCAGCAGCAGCAGCAGCAGCAGCAACAACAACAACUUGGCUAUGCUGCACAACAACAACAGCAGCAGCAGCAGCAACAACAGCUUGGAUAUUCUUCCCAGCAGCAGCAGCAGCAGCAGCAGCAGCAGCAGCAGCAACUUGGCUAUCCUGGCCAGCAGCAACAGCAGCAGCCACCUGGGUAUCCUGGCCAGCAGCAACAGCAGCAGCCACCUGGGUAUCCUGGCCAACAACAACAGCGACGAAAUGGCCAACAACAACAACAACAACAACAGCAGCAGCAACCGCAACCACCUCGCUAUCCAGCCCCAGUCCCCCAGCAACCACCUCGCUAUCCAGCCCCGGUCCCCCAGCAACCACCUCGCUAUCCAGCCCCAGUCCCCCAGCAACCACCUCGCUAUCCAGCCCCGGUCCCCCAGCAACCACCUCGCUAUCCAGCCCCAGUCCCCCAGCAACCACCUCGCUAUCCCCCCCAGCAGAUAAAACUGCCCUGCCACGGCGCUGCCCACAGCGCUGCUCAUGGUGCGCUGGCGUAUCCUCAACCCUCCCAAGCUCCAGCAGAAGCAACCCCGGCAUUCUGGCUGUCCCUAUUUGCCAAAGCUGCAGCGUCCUCAGGCGCACCGCCACACUGGCCGCCCUCCCCUGCAGCAGCAGCGGCCCCAGGCGCCCACGCGUCCUGGCUAUCCUCUCCUGCAGCAGCAGCGGCCCCAGGCGCCCACGCGUCCUGGCUAUCCUCUCCUGCAGCAGCAGCGGCCCCAGGCGCCCACGCGUCCUGGCUAUCCUCUCCUGCAGCAGCAGCGGCCCCAGGCGCCCACGCGUCCUGGCUAUCCUCUCCUGCAGCAGCAGCGGCCCCAGGCGCCCACGCGUCCUGGCUAUCCUCUCCUGCAGCAGCGGCCCCAGGCGCCCACGCGUCCUGGCUAUCCUCUCCUGCAGCAGUGGCCCCAGGCGCCCACGCGUCCUGGCUAUCCUCUCCUGCAGCAGCGGCCCCAGGCACCCACGAGUUCUGGCUAUCUUCUCCUGCAGCAGCAGCAGCGGCCCCAGGCACCCACGAGUCCUGGCUAUCUUCUCCUGCUGCAGCAGCGGCCCCAGGCGGCCAGGCGUCCUGGCUAUCCUCUCCUGCUGCAGCAGCAGCAGCAGCAGAAGCAGCAGCAGCGGCCCCAGGCGCCCAUGGGUCCUGGCUAUCCUCGCCUGCAGCAGCAGCGGCCCCAGGUGCCCACGCGUCCUGGCUAUCUUCUCCUGUAGCGGCCAAAGGCACCCACGCGUCCUGGCUAUCUUCUCCUGUAGCGGCCAAAGGCACCCACGCGUCCUGGCUAUCUUCUCCUGCAAGAGCAGAAGCAGCAGUGGCCCCAGCGUCCUGGCUAUCCUCUCCUGCGGCGGCAGCGGCAGCGGUGGCCCCUGGCUCCCCGGCCUCCUGGGUAUCCUCUCCUGCAGUUGCUUCGGCUGCUGCCGCAGCAGGCUAGCUAGUUUCUGGCCCCGGUGGCCUAGCAGGCUGGCUACCCAGCAGUGACAGCCACAGGUGCAACCAACCAGUUGUUACUAUUGUGGCGGAACAAAGUUAAGUCUGGAUAAUGGCCUCAAAAGCCACCUACCUGUCAAAGGUGCCCUAGUAGCUGUAGAUAUUGCAGGUACCUCAGCGGCCAGUCUACAAACAAGAACUAUACCAUUUUUGCCCAAAGGGCUCCACAAAUGGUACAUUUAUAGUAACAUUGAGUAUUUAUAUGGUCUUCAAUCAAAUCCAUUCCAAAACGGCAAUAGGCAAGACAUCGCAACACUGGAGGUUCUAGACUCCUUCCAAUUGAGCGGUUUUAUAAACUUGUCGGAUUGUUAUAAACUCUACUACUUGUAUCCUACUCUCAAUAAAUCUUU
Molecule: messenger RNA, 3045 nt
Organism: Pungitius pungitius (ninespine stickleback)
Lineage: Eukaryota; Metazoa; Chordata; Actinopteri; Perciformes; Gasterosteidae
Product: proline-rich proteoglycan 2-like
Exons: 5
Coding region: 1021-1662 (213 amino acids)
Source: RefSeq, a predicted model, not a curated record